AUGUCGAACCUGAAGAGGUUCCAUGACCUCAAAGAUGGCUCCGUGAUCCUCUGGGACAUUCGGGAUCUAAACCAGAAAGAACACAAAACGUUGCGUGUGAACAUCGAAUUUGACUACGCGUCCCACGUCGCCUGGAGCCCUGACUCGAAAGCGUUUAUCGUUCACACCGUGCGGGACAAUCACAUCAUUGUCUACAAGAUUGAGAAGAAAAAGGAUGGCACCAUAGGGUCAGCGACGCCGGUCAUCACCUUUGAUAAGGUUCAUGAGACUGAUGCAGUUGGUUUCGACAUAUCCAGCAAUGGCAAGUUCAUGAUGUCGUGCUCGUCUAACAACGAUAUGGUGAUUUGGGACCUGAAGGGGCAGCAGCUGGAGCGGCACGACACGUACCUGAUGACGACACACACUGCCAAAGUUUCACCUUGCGGCCGCUUUGUCGUCGCGACGGGCUUCGCGCCCGACGUCAAAGUGAUGGAGGUGUGCUUCACAAAGACUGGGGAGUUCAAACAAGUGACAAAGGCGUUCGAGCUAACCGGCCACUCUUCGGGCGUCUACGACGUCGCCUUCGACGUGGACACGUCACACAUCGCGACUAUAUCGAAGGACGGCACGUGGAAGCUAUAUCAUACAAAGAUCGAAUACACUCGUGGAGAGUCCCCACACGUGUUGGAGACGGGCACAUACCGUCAGACGGCGAACCCGCCGCACAUAGCACUCUCACCAAACGCCGAAGUAUUGGCCGUCUCCGUAGACUCCAGCGUCGAAUUCUACGACACCUACACGGGGAAACUUUACGAUACCGUCGAGAAUGUUUAUUCUGGAUUAAUCAACUACAUGAAAUUUGAUGCAAGCGGAAAGUAUCUGUUUGUUUGCGGUGAUCGCGCUGUCCGUAUACUCCAUAAUGUAUGCGGGUACCAUACUACGAUAGCGAGCUGCAUCAGACUCCAGGGAACCAAACAAACUUCAGCUACUAUAGAGAGACAGAAAAAGACAAUCGAGGAAUGCAAACAGGCCCUCGCACAAUUCGGAAAGUAACGCCAUCUAUGAUUUACACGACAAACUAUCUCGUCAGAAAUGCAUUUAUUAUUUGUUCGUAAUACUAUUAAUAUAUUUGUAUAAUUUACGUAUCCUUCUGGUUUGUGCAAUUUCUAAUUCAUUGUCCUUGUUGCCAACAUGUGGAUAUUUCAAUGAAAUUGAAGAUGAUGUUAAGAAUUAGGAUAAAUUAUGAAUGACCGGAAUUAAAAAAAACGAUAUGAUUUUGCUCAAUAUUUUAGCUAGUUUUAUUUUCCUCGGACAUUGGCAACAUUGACGAUAACGAAUUAUGUUUACAUAAUAAUAUGAUUAAAAUAAUGAAUGAAAUGAUUAGUUUAUAUUUUGAAGCAAUUGACAUUUUUACGUGUUGAUCUCGGCCCGGGAGUAUUGUCAAAAUUUACCUUUAGAGUAAACGUAAGAAUUGCAUUUAUACAUGCGAAUUUUGUAAAACUUCGUAUUGCAUGACUGAACCAAUAUGUUACGUGUAUUUGGGUAACAGCAGUGGUAAUUUGCAUGUCAAUUAUAAUUAUUACUGCUAUUGUAAGACCACUACAUAAUGUGAUAAACAUUAUAUAAUAACGUAACAGACAGUAAUUUUAAUUUUAUGUUUAUGUAUUACACUCCUAUAUAUUAUGGUUCCUAAUCUUAAGAUCUACACGUCCUUACAUGGUUCCUUAUACAGGUAUAAUAUCGCCUUUAUAUGAAAAAAAAAACAAUCAAAAAGUUGUUCACUUCAGGACCCAUUUUUUAUUCAACGUGACCGUUGUGUCGUUGUACCAAAUAAAGUUCAAAUGACAAACCGCCUAUUAUAAACCAAUGCUCAAUUCUUAAAUAAAUAGUGUUUUAACAUGGGCGUCUCUGGCAGCAACAAAAAUUACUCUUUUUCGAGUAUAGGGAUAGUUUAGGACAGGUCUUGUCUAAGACUGUUUGAAAAAUCUCAAAACAUAGACGUAAUAGAAAAAAAAAAUACAUUCCUUAACCUUCAUUAUGUCACACCUCACAGAAAAGACAUUACUGGGCUAGGCUGGAGGUCUAAAUAGUAUAAUAAUAUAAGUUUUGGAAAGGACUUUAAUAAAUUUGCUUUUAAAUACUUAAUCCUGGCGGCGCCCAUGUAUAAAACAGUAAAUAAAGUAAUAACUGUAAAAUGUAAUAGUGUAAUCAUUAACUUUAUGUGUAAUCCUAUCUACAUCUUUUUGUACUGGCAAUGUAACAUUUACAUACAUUCUGAGGACAGAGUACAGUAGGUAUAAUAUUGACAACAGAGUGACAUUGCGAUGCCUGGAAAUGUCGAAAUUCCUGAAGUGUUAACAAUUUCACCUAGAACCGGGGUCAGGUUUCAUAAUGGCCGCAUCAUAGUUCAAGUGUCUUAACGCAAAUAAGUACAAUUUGUAUUGUUAUUGAUGGCGGACGCUGUGUGACGUGGCCCUGCGUGAUCGUAUAUUACAAUUAAGUCAAGGAACUGAGUAAGGUUAUUUUUUUAUAAAAUAUUUCAUGCACACGUUUACGUGCAACGUUCGGUGUUUUCUCUCAGUGAUAAUCUCUCUGUAUUUAGUUAUAACUGAUUUAUUUUUCAAUAAAAUUAUAUGUUUUUAA
Molecule: messenger RNA, 2622 nt
Organism: Spodoptera littoralis (African cotton leafworm)
Lineage: Eukaryota; Metazoa; Arthropoda; Insecta; Lepidoptera; Noctuidae
Source: the annotation of a GenBank genome assembly